AUGGAUCAACAAAUGUGAUUGUGGAAGACCAUUAGAAAUACAUGGCGAAGAUGCAGAUGGUUUCCAUCUUAUAACUUGUAAAACUGGUGGUGGGCCAGUACGGACUCACGACUCGAUGAUGUCAGUAUGGUCAGAAUGUUUGAGUUCACUUCACUUACCACACAAAUGUGAACCUAGAGACAAAUAUGUGAAAUUCCAACAACUGUCCAGAUAUUCUUGUGGCUGAUUCUGAAACUGAAACAUAGAACUUGAUGUGGCACUAGCUCAUCCGUGGGCUGCAGAUAUUUUGUCUCGUGCAUCUACAACUGCAGGGAGUGUGGCUGUGAGAAGGGAAGAACUUAAAUUAAGUAAAUAUAAAAAAGGAAAACUGCCUGGUGGAUAUUCUCCAUCAGUAGUGCCUAUCGUUUAGAGCACUUUGAGCGUCGGGGAGAAAGAGCCACUAACUACUAAUGCAAUUGCAAGUAUGUGGAGAGAUGAGAACGGACGAACAAAUGUUGCUGAGUUUAAGACACAAUGGAGGAGACGAUUUUCAAUUCAACUGCAACGUUGCAAUGCAAGUGUGCUGACAAGAAAACUCAUGAUGGUCGGUUCUGGACCUAAGACCCUUAGUAGAAACACUGACUUUGCACAAUUUGUAGUUAAGUAGCUUAUUUUAAGUUUUAUCCCCCCAUAUGGGGCUAAUGUAUUAUGUAGUAAUUAUUAUGUAGUGGACUUUAGGUUUGCUUUUAGAGUUUGAUGGAAAUUUUAUUGUAAUGGAAAUGUAUGUAUUGACAGACAGACAGACAGACAAAACUCAAAGUUCAGGACAUGAUUGAAAGAUCUGCGACCAAGGAUGCAGCUCGUUUGAGAUCUCUUCAAGGGAGGGGAUCAGGAGCCUGGCUAGAUGUCAUUCCCAGCUCAAGAAAGCUUGCAAUUUCCCCUGGAUUGUUCCGCCUGGCAGCUUUAUUGAGGUUGGGUAUGCGUUUGCCAUUGCCUCUGUCAGCAACCUUAUGUGAUUGCGGCACAGCCUUAGAUCCUGAAGGAUAUCAUCUGAUUACUUGUAAGACAGGUGGGGGACCAGUUUGGUCUCAUAAUUCAAUAGUCUCUGCUUGGUCCGAGUGUUUGAAACGCGUGUCUCUUCCCCAUACCGUUGAGCCAAGAGACUGUUACAGCAGCUCUCAGUCCAGACCCGAUAUUGCUGUUUAUAAUGCAACCGACUUUAACGUUGAGCUCGACAUUUCCUUAGCCCACCCAUGGAGCACCGACAUAAUUUCAGUCGCAGCUACAACUGAUGGAUCUGCUGCUUCAAAAAGGGAGGGAAAGAAGAGAGAGAAGUACAGCAGAGAGACUCACACUAGUGGGGGUUCUCCAUGCCUAAUUCCACUGGUGUUUGAGCAUUAUGGCCGCUGGGGAAAUGCAGGAGAAAAGUUUCUCCAUCAAAUCUCUCUGCGAUCACGAGAUGAUGACGGCAAGCGGUGUAACAGUAUGGUUUUGGCGAAGAAGAUUGACAGAAUAGUGUGUAGAAAUGACUCCGUAGCUGGUUUUUACAGUUACCAGAGUGUACGUUAAGCUUUCAUUUCAUGACCCUAAGGGUCUUUUUUCUUGGACUCAUAGAUAGUGAUUUAGCGUUGACUGUAAUAGCGUUGAUGUUUACCAAUAGAUGUUUUUGACAGACAGACAGACAGACAGACAGAUUUGUUUUAUUGUCAUCAAACGUCACUACUUACAUCACUUGCUGCAGUACUAAAAGUUCUACUCUCCUACUGUUCUUCGUUUUAAUUA
Molecule: messenger RNA, 1761 nt
Organism: Corticium candelabrum
Lineage: Eukaryota; Metazoa; Porifera; Homoscleromorpha; Homosclerophorida; Plakinidae
Exons: 2
Coding region: 808-1548 (246 amino acids)
Source: RefSeq, a predicted model, not a curated record